AUGACUUCCACCACUGUCGACGAGGAUCUAACCUCCAACAUCCAGCCUCCAAUCGGCGCCUCUCAUGAGGAUCUAUUUGUCCUCCUCUGCGACUCCCAGGACAUCCCACCGGCUGCCGACAUCCUGCCUGGGCUUCCUACUCCCCAAACAUCCGGAAGAAAGCAAACUCAAAAAAGGAAACAUAUCGAGCCAGCCGGUACUGCACACAAACGGGCCGGUGGCCAAGUUCGUCCGGGUCCAAGCACACCUCCAGCCAAUGACCCAGUGAUUGCAGCGCUGUCUAACAUUCAAGCAUCACUCCUUGACAUGACGGCCAGGAUUUCCACGCUGGAAAGCGACGCCAUCAGACCUUCGUCUUCACCGACCGUCAUUUCCGCAUCAGGAGUCUCCACCGCACCUGAACUGCGUCACCUCCAGCACCAGCCUCAGCGUGAUGACGUCACUCCAGAGUUCAUUCCCAGAAGGUCCCUGGCCACCGCUGUACCCCUAACCACGGGCUCGCCCUUCUUCCCACCGUCUUCUGCCAUCCCUCAUCACUUGAGGAGCCAAAUAUUAGCAGAAAUUCCAUCGCCUGUGUCCAGAAGCAGCCCAGUCAAGCCUGGAAUGCCCCCCGUUCAGCCAAACCAUUUUAGAUUAAAUGAUCCGCUGCAAUCUUAUGUAUGCGUGGAGGAGCCGCUGUUUGUCACUCAGGAGCCUGGUUUGCAUCUCAUCUACGCCUCCUCUGCCAAUUCUGCAGACUGCCUCCAGACCGUUAUACAGCCCAUUUUCUGCGUAUAG
Molecule: messenger RNA, 777 nt
Organism: Alosa sapidissima (American shad)
Lineage: Eukaryota; Metazoa; Chordata; Actinopteri; Clupeiformes; Clupeidae
Exons: 3
Coding region: 1-777 (258 amino acids)
Source: RefSeq, a predicted model, not a curated record